Trypanosoma brucei brucei TREU927 is the source of this 2241-nucleotide messenger RNA. RefSeq lists its product as hypothetical. The record is from RefSeq and is a predicted model, not a curated record. NCBI's taxonomy places the organism in Eukaryota, Euglenozoa, Kinetoplastea, Trypanosomatida, Trypanosomatidae. The transcript has a single exon. The coding region runs from base 1 to 2241 and encodes 746 amino acids.
AUGGAAACACAGGUACCUCAGAAUGUUAUGGAGGAUGCCAUUGCGGUGUGGAACCGUUUGCAAUGUUGGGGAAACGCUAGCAACUAUCUUCUGGCGUUGAAUAACCCGUGCAUGCAGCACCAAAAGCAUGGCGUAACAAAAUGGGAUCCCUACUCGAUACGUCUUGCAAGGCGCGUCGUUGCGGUGGUGGAGCGGCUUGACAACCACAGAGAGAAGUCUCUGGGGUUAGGCGCCACACCACGUGAAAAGUUACUGGCACUGGCUGAAGUUGUGCGGUUGUGUUUGGAAUCGUUUGACCCUCUGGGAACUCCGUUGGUGCAGGGGGCAGCAUUUCCCUUCAAAACACCGUCAUCAUUCCUCUCGCCAUCGCCUCCCGUUGAGUGGGAAAGAGCUGUUGAUAAGCGAGUUGUGAGUGGUACCAUGAUCAUGGAGGGGCUACACAUCCUCACUUAUCCCAGUGUGCAACUGAGAAUUGAAGCAAGUGUUGAGCAACUGCUGCAACACAUUAUGGAAGAGUUUAACGGUGGAAGCAAAAGGACGAUGAGACACUCACCGGAGGAGUUGCGAGCGCUACGAGCAACCACCAUGCUUCUGGAGGAUUUCGAUGCUUUGUAUAAGCGUAUUGUAUGCGUGUUUCCGUGUGUUCGAAUGAUGGGAUCGCCGCAUAUUCCUGUUGCUCUGUUACCUAUCGUAAUUAAAUUGUACUACAAAAUGGCAGAAUGGGUGCGAGACGCAGAGGUCACUGGGGAAUUGAACAGCUUCGCUCAGAUAACGGUAUUCAAGAAGAAGAAGUUGUUCGUGAAGAUGCGUCGGGGGGAUAAGAAUGUACCUUGGGGACUGCAGUUUAAUGAUGAGGGAAGAGUGGUACAAGUCAACCCAUCUGUGCGUUCCGGUUCCCACGCCGCUGAGGUGUUGCAUGGUUUGACACAAUUCUUCAAGAAGGGUUUGUCGAUAGUUGAACUGAAUUCACAACCGGUUAGCUUUGCAAAUUUGACUGCAAAGCAGGCGACAGACAAGCUUCACUUUUGGACAAUUGAUGAUUCUCGUCUGUCCCUUACAAUGCAAGACGACCACACGACUCCUCCUUUACUUGAGCAACUCGCCUUUUUUGUGGUGCCAGGCGCUAAAAAACAGUGUGGAACACUACGUGAUGGAGAUGAUACGUGUGCGACGCUCGUCCUCCAUAGGGAACUCUGCGGAAUAUCAUGGGACAUCCGCCUCACCUCGGAGCUGUGUGUAGUGGAUGUACCCACCAGCAUUCUCUCUAAGGAGGCGGCAACUUUCUUCAAAACUCACCACAAGCAGCUGCGCAUUGGGGCUAUAAAUGGUGUUAAAGUGACGAGAGCGUAUCAAGUAGAAGCACUGAGUCAGUUCGUCAACACGAUCGUGAUUGAUUUUUACAAAGUCCCACCCCCAGAGACGGUACCUGCACAAGUAAAACCGAAACGGGUCCCUGCCCUGAAGAGUGAUACGAAAAAUACACCCUCUCAACAUACCUCUGUGGUUGUGACUGCUACUGCAGUAGCUGCUCCAGAAACCGUGAAGCGCAUUGCGAACGAUGGCAAGGAGCAGCAACUGAGGGAGGUGCAAACAUCAAAAAAGAAGAUUGAAGAUUCAUCUCCACUUGAUAAGGCAGGCGGUAAAUCCAACAGUACAACUGCUAUUGUCCAUGCAAAGGAGGCACCACUCGUACUGGUUUCCACCGUGGCUGAGAAAUUGAGGAGUAUCGCGAGAGCAGGAAGCAUUCCGGGGAAAAAUGGUGCCAACGGUUUUUUGGAGGAUGCUGAAAGAAGAGCAGUAAGCAAGAACGAUGAGUACCGCUCUGCAACGAAACAAAAUGAGGUGCGAGGCAACCUUGACGGUGAUGUGACGACUUCUCUUACAGACACAGUGAUGGUGUUGGAUAUGGAUGGCGCGGAGCCACUUACUUUCCCCAACAAUGUUACAAUAAAUAUGUUGACACCUGAGGAGAUGGUGGUGCAGCGACCAUCAUGCGAAAAGAAGUGGGGAUUCUCCCUUGAAACGGAAGGAAUGUACCCUAAAAAGACCAUUCACAUGUCUGGACUUCCGCGUAUGCUGGAUGAACAAUGGCAUCACCCGUUCAGCAAACUGUUUCGUUCACGUAAAGGUGAAUGGCGCAUUGCUAGUGUGAACGGGACCCCGGCGUCACAGUUGCCCGAAGUAAUUGACGUAAUGAAACAUGCUUUGAAGAUGCAAAUUAAGUUCAUUAGACGAUGGUAG